GGGGAUUUGGUCGGCGCCAGCAAGGCCCCGCGCCCCCGCAACGUGGUGGUGGUGGUGGUGGUGAGGCGAUUCCCAUUUGCUGCUCCCGGCGGGGCCCAGACGCCUCCUCCUCGCACUGUCCCCCCUCCCGCUCCCUUUCCUUUCCCCUCUCCUCCUCCUCCUCUCUGAUUGAUUGCCCCUCUUCUCUCCCUACCUCGCCCGAGCCGUGAUACCGUUUGCUAGCGUAGCUAGCUAGAUUCGCGAGGCGGCGGAGAUCGCAUGGUGGGCUUCCGGGCGGCCUUCCUCGCCGCGCUGCAGCUGAAGAUUUCCUGGAAUGCAUCUUGUAGCUUCUGAUCUACUCUGGUAAAUCGUGACAUGGCCCAUGCAGAGACAAGCAAGGGGAGCAUCCAAAGGGGGAAUACCCUUCCGAAUGGGGACAUCUAUGUGGGCAGCUUUGAUGGUUUAGUCCCUCAUGGACCGGGAAAGUAUAUGUGGACAGAUGGGGCUCUUUAUGAUGGUGAGUGGGACAAGAGUAAAAUGACCGGGAGAGGACUAAUUCAGUGGCCUUCUGGUGCAUCCUACGAAGGUGACUUCCGUGGAGGAUUCAUCGAUGGAACCGGCACUUUCAAGGGGGUUGAUGGUUCGGUUUACAAAGGUUCUUGGAGGAUGAACAAAAAGCACGGUAUUGGGACAAUGGUUUAUUCUAACUCUGACAUUUAUGAAGGUUUGUGGAAUGAGGGUUUACCAGAUGGAUUAGGCACAUACACAUGGGCUGAUGGCAACAUAUACACUGGGAGAUGGAAAUCAGGCAAAAUGAGUGGAAGGGGAGUAAUGCAAUGGAUAAAUGGUGAUACACUUGACUGUAAUUGGCUCAAUGGCCUGGCUCAUGGCAAAGGUUAUUGCAAAUAUGCAUCUGGAGCUUGCUACAUUGGUACAUGGGAUAGGGGACUUAAGGAUGGACAUGGUGUAUUUUAUGAACCUGGAAGCAAACUUCCUUGUAACCUUGAAGUCUCUGACUGUCUAACAAGUCAUGAUGGCACAAGUGCUUCAAGUUCUAGUAAUGAAAAGAUCACUAUUGGACUGUUAUUUCUAUUGCAAAAACUAUGCAAGAAUUGGAGAUUGCGUAGUUUUCUUCAUCGGCCCAGGCGUAUUUCAAAUGGCACCACACCUAUUUUUUAUGAUAAUUCUGGAAACCACCUGCGCCAAGAUGUAUCAAGUAAAUCAGCCGAUGAUCAGUGUCUACAAGAUGAUGAAGUUGAUAAAGAUUUGGUUUAUGGACGGGAAUAUGUGCAAGGAGUGCUUGUCAAUGAACAGCCAAGAAACAAAGAUUCAAGAAUGUCAGAUAUAGCACAAGAAAAUAUGUGGGAGAAACAAGCUAGAGGGCCAAUGGAGACUAUUUACAAGGGCCACAGGAGCUAUUAUCUAAUGCUUAACUUGCAACUGGGCAUCAGGUAUACUGUAGGUAAAAUUACCCCUGUGCCUUUGCGUGAAGUCCGGUCAAAUGAUUUUGGACCUCGAGCACGGAUAAAAAUGAAUCUUCGAGAAAUGUUUCAUAUCGAUGCUGCAGAUUACAUGAUGUCUAUUUGUGGCGGUGAUAGUCUAAAGGAGCUUUCUUCACCUGGGAAAAGUGGCAGUAUUUUCUAUCUCUCUCAAGAUGAACGUUUUGUCAUAAAAACACUUAGAAAAACUGAGCUGAAGAUACUGUUGAAGAUGCUUCCAAAAUAUUACAAUCAUGUCAAAGCUUAUGAUAAUACACUCAUCACAAAAUUUUUCGGCGUGCACAGGAUUACUCUGAAAGGUGGAAGAAAGGUCCGUUUUGUCGUCAUGGGAAAUAUGUUUUGUACUGAACUGCGAAUUCAUCGUAAGUAUGACUUAAAAGGCUCUACACAAGGUCGAUCAACAAAGAAACAAAAUAUAAAUGAGAAUACAACACUAAAGGAUCUUGACCUAUCAUAUGUUUUUCACGUGGAUAAACCAUGGAGGGACGCACUCUUCAGGCAGAUAGCUCUUGAUUGUAUGUUCCUGGAAUCCCAAUCUAUAAUCGAUUAUAGCAUGCUAUUGGGAAUCCACUUCCGAGCUCCCAAUCACCUAAGGAGUAUCACAUCAUAUCAUGCCCUUGAAAGCAGUGGAAUUUCACCUCAGACAGAUUAUAGUGUUGCGCUGCAUCACGAGGAGAAAAUUUCUUCAAAGGGAUUUCUACUAGUUGCAGCUAAUGAGCCAGGUCCAACAGUACGUGGUUCACACAUAAGAGGAAGCAUGGUUAGGGCAGCAGAAGGUGGUUAUGAAGAAGUCGAUCUUGUUUUACCAGGCACUGGAAGGUUCCGUGUUCAGCUAGGAGUGAACAUGCCAGCUCGAGCUCGGAAAGUGCACGAGGACGUGAACGUAGAAGUAGUAGAAAACGUGGACACCAUUGAAGAAUAUGAUGUUGUCCUAUACCUUGGUAUCAUUGACAUACUACAAGAGUAUAAUGUGUCCAAACGAGUUGAGCAUGCUGUCAAAUCACUAAAGUUCGACCCUCUUUCGAUAUCGGCUGUUGAUCCAAAUUUGUAUUCGAGACGAUUUGUAAGUUUCUUGGAGAAAGUUUUCCCAGAGCGAGACUAAUCAGUAAAUAGCAGAAUGCCUCACGUAUAGAUUUUGUAAAGAAUCGACAUAUCCUCCAUUGGAAUUAUUUUUUACAGCCAACAUGACGGUUCUUGGGAAAGCCACAACAAAUUUCAGUUCAACUAUGAUUUCUCACUCUAG
Oryza brachyantha (malo sina) is the source of this 2721-nucleotide messenger RNA. RefSeq names its product phosphatidylinositol 4-phosphate 5-kinase 1. NCBI's taxonomy places the organism in Eukaryota, Viridiplantae, Streptophyta, Magnoliopsida, Poales, Poaceae. Gene Ontology annotation, biological process: phosphatidylinositol metabolic process. The transcript has 10 exons. The record is from RefSeq and is a predicted model, not a curated record. Bases 355 to 2580 code for a protein of 741 amino acids. Gene Ontology annotation, molecular function: ATP binding; 1-phosphatidylinositol-4-phosphate 5-kinase activity.